GCCCUUCGCGCGAGGCUGUGGUGCGGUCGCCUCACAGGCUCCUCCGAGUUUCAUCUUCCUCAGAGACCCCAGGGAACUGGGCAAUGGCGGCGGCCAGGCUCCUGCCACCACCAGCAGGGCCCCAGCCCAUGUCGUUCCAGGUCAAGGUGACCUUCGAGGACGUGGCCGUGCUUCUCUCCCAGGAGGAGUGGGACCAGCUGGGCCCUGCUCAGAGGGGCCUCUACCGACAUGUGAUGAUGGAGACCUACGGGAACGUGGUUUCCCUGGGACUUCCAGGAACCAAGCCCAACGUGAUCUCCCAGCUGGAGCGAGGAGAAGAGCCCUGGGUCCUGGACGAGCAAGGGGCCAAGGAGAGCAGGGGCCUGGGCAGUAGCAGUUCAGAAUGUGAGGACAAGGGGGAAAACCAAAAUAGUGUGAAGCCGUUCAUUUCAGAGGAAGUAUCUGUGGUUCUGGGGAAAACAGCCCCUGAGUGGACUGAUCAAAGAAGUGACAAACAUGAGCAGAGCUUCUGUCUGAGUCCAAGCCCCACGGUCCCCCCCGAAGUUCAGGUCUCCAGCCUAAGCAAGCCACUCACUCGGCAGCCGGCCACUCCCAGCGGGGAGAGGCCCUACAAGUGCAUCGAGUGUGGGAAAUGCUUCAGCCGGAGCUCCCACCUUCUCCAGCAUCAGAGGACCCACACAGGGGAGAAGCCCUACGUAUGUGGGGUGUGUGGGAAGGCCUUCAGCCAGAGUUCGGUCCUCAGCAAACACAGGAGAAUCCACACGGGUGAGAAGCCCUACGAGUGUAAUGAGUGCGGGAAGGCGUUCCGUGUGAGCUCAGACCUCGCUCAGCAUCACAAGAUCCACACAGGAGAGAAGCCCCACGAGUGUCUUGAGUGCCGCAAGGCCUUCACUCAGCUCUCACACCUCAUUCAGCACCAGCGGAUCCACACAGGGGAGCGGCCCUACGUGUGCCCGCUGUGCGGGAAGGCCUUCAACCACAGCACUGUGCUGCGCAGCCACCAACGAGUACACACAGGGGAGAAGCCGCACGAGUGUGCGGAGUGUGGCCGGGCCUUCAGCGUGAAGAGGACCCUGCUGCAGCACCAGCGGGUGCACACGGGGGAGAAGCCGUACUCCUGCAGCGAGUGUGGGCGCGCCUUCAGUGACCGCUCGGUCCUCAUCCAGCACCACAAUGUACACACAGGCGAGAAGCCCUAUGAGUGCGGGGAGUGUGGCAAGGCCUUCAGCCACCGCUCCACGCUGAUGAACCACGAGCGGAUCCACACUGAGGAGAAGCCCUACGGCUGCUAUGCCUGUGGCAAGGCCUUCGUGCAGCACUCCCACCUGAUCCAGCACCAGCGGGUCCACACUGGAGAAAAGCCCUACGUGUGCAGCGAGUGUGGGCACGCCUUCAGUGCCCGCAGGUCCCUGGUCCAGCAUGAGAGAAUCCACACAGGUGAGAGGCCCUUCCGCUGCACACAGUGUGACAAGGCCUUCAGCCUGAAAGCCACGCUGAUUGUGCACCUGAGGACGCACACAGGCGAGAGGCCGUACGAGUGUAGCCGCUGCGGGAAGGCCUUCAGCCAGUACUCUGUGCUCAUCCAGCACCAGAGGAUCCACACAGGGGAGCGGCCCUAUGAGUGCGGCGAGUGUGGCCGCGCCUUCAACCAGCACGGACACCUUAUCCAGCACCAGAAGGUGCACCGGAAGCUGUGACUUCAGCAGCGACAAGUUACUCACACUCAGGCGCACAGACCCAGGGAGCCUCUUGUUCAGGAGAAGCUUCUGUCAGCUCCAAGGAAGCCCUGUGGUAAUUGAGGGUCACAAAAUAGCUCCAGGGAGGAGCACUGAGCUUGUUAUUCCUGGGGUAAAACUUUAGAGAAUGCCUGUUUUAUUUUUUUCAAAAUCUUGAAGUCAUAUUGGAGAGUAAUCAUAAUUGUAGUGAAUUUUGGUUAACACAGCCAUAAUUCUUUAACAUUAUUAGAUAAUGUGUUUGAAACUAAAGGAAGGGAAGGCAUAAGGAUUACUGACACAAUAAAAACUUUCUUAUAUUCCAAAUAAAGGUUUCUUAGAACAUUUCAUGCCUUUCCUAAAAACAAUGGCUACUCUAAUUAUUGCACUUAAAAUAUUGGACUAUUUUCAGUAUCUUCUUAAACCACUAAAGUGCUGUCUGGAUGAAAUGCUAUUAAAAAGUGUCACAAAGUAGCGUCAUGUAGUAUGCCUAAAAAUCCUGUGUGUGUGGAACCUCCUGUUUGUAUAGGGGGAAAAGUAAACAUUAGAAACUGUUAAUUUAUAAAACCCUUAUUUGGGGCUUUAACUUUAUUCAAGAUCAGGGGUGAUAUCCUAACUUUUUAGUAAAAAUUAAACUCAAAAAUGGAUCUUUUCCUCAAAACUCACCCUAUGAUCAGCAGACCCUGUGCUGCAGAAAUCAUGGGAUGGCUUGGGCGUCUGGGCCCUGUUUGCGCAGAGACGGGGAGCUCCAGCUCCAUGCAGGCCCAGAUGCCACAGCUGCUACACCAAGUGGAUGCCUCAACACACUGGUAUUUCCAGAAGACAUUCGUAAACACUUGGUGCCUAUUUUUAAAACAAAGUUCUCAAAUACAAAUAGCUCUUCUUCCUAUCUCAAAUGUUUUUAUUUCUAAAUUUGAGGGAUUUUGUUUUGGUUUUUUUGUAAAUUCCUGGUUCCAAGAGUGUAUUAUCCUUUGUCAUACACUGUGAUGGAUCUUUUAAUAAUUUAACUUUUGUCUAGAACAUUACCCACUUCUCAGGAAAAGUUAAGCACUCGGGAUUGAUCCUUAGGCCCCCAGCAGUGCGCUGUGAUGCAGAUAAAUGCUCGUGUCCUCUGUGUAGACACUGCUGAGGAAUCGCCAUCAACCCCACAAAGGGCAGCUGCGGUCCUUGCUCAUGCCGCCCACAGCCUGCCCCUACACCGGGCACAAAUCCUAAUCCAUGGAGAGUUAGAACUAGUCAUGUGCCCGGCAGCACUGGAGUAAGAGUUCCAUUAAAUUGUGCUGUUGUGUGUACAGAAUACUGUUCAGACUUUUCUUGUACCAGGUGCCAUGGACCCCUUGGUGAGCAUCAGGCUCGGUGUCCAUGGAGCUGGGAGGUGAGCACAACACCCUCUCCCUGGCGAGGCUUGCAGGCUGCGCA
Messenger RNA from Pteronotus mesoamericanus, 3131 nucleotides. RefSeq names its product zinc finger protein 250 (gene ZNF250). The record is from RefSeq and is a predicted model, not a curated record. Lineage: Eukaryota; Metazoa; Chordata; Mammalia; Chiroptera; Mormoopidae. The coding region runs from base 84 to 1697 and encodes 537 amino acids. The transcript has 5 exons. Gene Ontology annotation, biological process: regulation of DNA-templated transcription.